CAUGGAUUGUAAGUAUUGUACAAUGAUGUCAUGAAAAGAAGUCCAUACUUGCAUUAUGUGUUACGGGUGGAUUCCCAAAAGGUAAAAAUUACUACCAUACGAAUUAGAGGAGAGACGUUGAUAACUUUGAUACUAGAAUGACGCAAAGAACAACUGGGCAAUCCCUCGGUCCCAAUAUCAUCGCAAAAGUGACACAAAAAUGGCUGAGGAAAACCAAAACAUCAUUCACGCUCCGACGGAAUAUGCCAUUAAAAUAAACAAAUGGAAAGUGCGCGAGGGUUAUCCGGUCACCAACGGGAACAUAAUAUUAUUCUACGAGUGUUCGGACGGAUCGGAAAAAGACGUCAAGCGUUUGAAGGCGACCAAAGCGGGUGUUGUGAAAAAGCGCCUCGCCAGGGAAGGUGAUGUUGUGGAUAAAGGAAAACCUUUGCUGCAGCUGGAACAAUGCAGUCACACAACGGUGAUAAAGGAUAUGUGCGCGGACUGCGGUGCGGACCUUCGCCAGGAUGACCAAGGAGGUGGAUCAACGGCAUCCGUUCCGAUGAUUCAUUCAGUGCCGGAGUUGAAGGUUACUGAAACAUUGGCGAAAAAAUUGGGACAGGCCGACACAGAGCGUUUGUUACAGGACAAAAAGUUAGUACUACUGGUGGAUCUUGAUCAAACGUUAAUCCACACAACUAAUGACAAUGUUCCCAAUAAUUUGAAGGACGUGUAUCAUUUUCAACUCUACGGGCCAAAUUCACCAUGGUAUCAUACCAGGCUUAGGCCAGGAGCGCUACAGUUUCUCGUCAAAAUGGAUCCAUAUUAUGAGUUACACAUUUGCACCUUCGGUGCUCGCAACUAUGCCCACAUGAUUGCACAGUUUCUGGACGAGGACGGGAAACUUUUUUCUCAUCGAAUUCUAUCGCGAGACGAAUGUUUCAAUGCGACCAGCAAAACCGAUAAUCUCAGGGCUCUGUUCCCGUGUGGGGACUCUAUGGUUUGCAUCAUAGAUGAUCGUGAAGAUGUGUGGAAUAUGGCAGCUAAUCUAAUACAAGUGAAGCCAUACCAUUUCUUCCAGCACACAGGGGACAUCAACGCGCCGCCUGGCAUGUCCAAAAACGAACUCGACGGAAAAGGAGUCGAUUUCAAAGAUCUCAUGAGUCAAGUUGCGAAAGAUAAGAAAGACAAAGCAAAGGAAAGCAGUCGACCGCCAACACCAACAAUUGAAACGGAUGACGGGGUAACGACGGAGGAAGAUCCACCGUUAACAGAAUCGUCAACAACUUCGAAAGAAACUAUCAAAGAACACCCAUCAAAUGAAGAACAAAAAGAGAAACCGCCUGAAACACCCUCAGAAUCGGAUGAAAAAUCGGAGAAAGGAAAAGUUAACGAUUCAAAAGAUGUGAAAAGUAAGAAAGACCCUGAUGAAAAGCAUACUGCAGAGUCGCUCAGUGACGAUAAUCUGAUCCAUAUAGAGGACCCAGAUGACUAUCUGUUGUAUCUGGAGCACAUCCUACUUAAAAUUCAUCAGACUUUCUACCAAGAGUACGAAAAAACGCAAAAGAUAUCCGACCUUAAAACGCUCAUCCCGUGGGUGAAGUCUCAAGUACUGAUAGGCUUCAAGUUAGUGUUUUCUGGUUUAGUCCCCAAUACGCUUAAGCUGGAAGAGAGCAAAGCAUAUCAGAUAGCGCGAGGUUUGGGCGCGAGUGUGACACAGAACAUUGAGGCAGCCACGACACACCUGGUAGCGGUUACGUUCGGUACAUCCAAAGUGAACAACGCUCGGAAGAACAAAAAAAUCCACAUAGUGACACCCGAAUGGCUCUGGACGUGUGCUGAACGGUGGGAACAUGUCGACGAACGGUUAUAUCCUUUGAGAUCAUCGAAACCAUCUAAAAUGCGACAACCUCCGCCCCAUUGUCACAGCCCCGAACACGCAGUCAACUACGGCGAUAGCAGGUGCCCUGAUGGACCAUCGAAAAGCGCUGCCGCUGAGCAAGAAUCCCUCAAGUUCAUCGAUACCAUUAAUCCGCUGUUAAGAUUCUCCAACGAUGAUCUGGACGCAAUGAACGAUGAUUUUGACGAAUUCUUCGAGUCGGACGAUACCUCCAGCGAUGAUGAACCGAUCGAUAUUGAAAACCCUCCAAUGAACAAAUCCUUGCGAAAGCGGAAGCGUAUUGAGGAGAAACGAAAUCGUCACAACAUUUUCAAGAAACCCGAAGGAGUGGACGAUGAGAGUUCGAUGAAGGCGUUAAUGAGGUCUGAUGAUGAAAAUGACAACAGUCAGACAAACGUGAGCUCGGACGAAGACGAGAGCCCUAGUGCGAAGUUCAGACGGGGAGGCGACCUGCCGUCAGAUUUGGAUAUGGGCUCGAACAGCGAGGGAAGUAAUGAUCCAAUGGAUGAUGUCGACGACGGGGACUGGAAUAUGAUGGGAGCGGCUCUCGAGCGAGAGUUCCUAGGCUUAGACGAGUGAAAUGAGAGUGACUGCGCUGAAGUAAGUAGUGGUAGUACAAAAGUGAACAGUGACCUCACUGCGGUUUCCUAAUUUUUGUAUACUUUUCUGUUAUAUUGUACAGGAUAAUUAAAUCUCUAGCAUUUAGAAGAAAGCUUAAUUUAUGACCUUAGUUAU
Toxorhynchites rutilus septentrionalis is the source of this 2614-nucleotide messenger RNA. It is a transcript of the gene Fcp1, whose product is annotated as RNA polymerase II subunit A C-terminal domain phosphatase. Gene Ontology annotation, cellular component: nucleus. NCBI's taxonomy places the organism in Eukaryota, Metazoa, Arthropoda, Insecta, Diptera, Culicidae. The record is from RefSeq and is a predicted model, not a curated record. Bases 200 to 2458 code for a protein of 752 amino acids. Gene Ontology annotation, molecular function: RNA polymerase II CTD heptapeptide repeat phosphatase activity. The transcript has 8 exons.